Molecule: messenger RNA, 592 nt
Organism: Neurospora tetraspora
Lineage: Eukaryota; Fungi; Ascomycota; Sordariomycetes; Sordariales; Sordariaceae
Exons: 2
Source: RefSeq, a predicted model, not a curated record
GCCCCGAGUCUACAACACCGUCAUCGGAUGGAGCUGGUAAAGCCAAGAUCAUCCGAUCCGUCUUUUGGCUACUGUCGCAGACAUUAUGGAUACGAGCAUCGACGACAUCUGGGCCAAGAUCUACGACAUGGGAAAGCAUCUUGACAUCUUUCAUCGGGAGAGAUCAUCAUCAUCAUCUUAUCAGCCCAUCUUGACCACCAUCAUCAACUUUUGUUAUCAUCUCAACCCACAUCUCGAUCAUCGCCAUCAUCUUGCAUACCCUUGAUGGCGGACGGGUAUAUCCGAGUCAGAGGCACGAGCUGGGCAGGCAAUAUCCGAACGGAUUCACCCUUUUAUUAUUCACCUCAGCGAAGAUGGAUAAUAUCAUUAACAACAUCAUCACCAUCAACAGCGCUAUCAACAGCGUCAAGGCGCGCCUCACCCGCCUCUGGCCCGGCGGGGCCAAUAUGGUCCUGGUCGCGGGCUACCAUCUUGGCCAUCAUCUGUUGUUGGCUUCUUGUGCUCUCCCCCGUGCCGGAAAACCGGGCCCUGGCUCGCUCGGUCGUUCUCGGGCUGGAAUCGGCCUUGUCGACGUUGCUGUGGACGAUGCACU